GAUAUAAAUGGUCGAGAAAAACACUACAAAGCAUUUUUUUGAUCAUACUUUGCAAACUGUUAUCCCUUCGGAUGUUCCAAGCCCUCAGUCUGAUACACCAAGCUAUAAAUCCAAUGUGAGUAUUGAAAAGGAUCACGAUCAGUUUCUCAAAUUCAAGGAAGAGAUGAAGUACUUAUUCACUGAUAUUGCAGAAUCUUCAAUAUAUUUCCUAUACAAAAAAUUCAAAAGUUCUCCGAAUCUUUUGCAAGAUGCAACAAAUGUAUUUCUUGAUAACGGCAACCACCUAUUAGAUGAAAAAGUACAAUCGGAGGGCAACAACAAAGUGGAACACUCUAGCUCAAAACAACCUCGAGAAAAAGAAAGUAUGGUAGUUAACAAAAAGGCAAAGUACGAGUAUACCAGUCGCAAAAACCAGAUCGAACCUAAUAAGAAAGCUGAAACUUCUAGGUAUUUCACAGCGAAAGUUAAAAAGGUUAGUAAAGCAAGGCCCAAAUCAGAUGCUAGUACAAAUAUACAAACCUUAUCAAUGAAUCACAUUGAAACACCAUUUUAUGAUACAAGUGCUAUAAAGGAAACGAAUUAUUGGAAAAGAUACAUAGGAACAAUGAAUAUGUCUUGUUGGUGCACAAGAUCGGCACAUAGCUUAGAUUCCAUUUAUCUUGACAAUAGGCUGAUUUUUACAAAACCAUCAGCAUCCGAUGUGGUAUAUGUAAGUCAUCAAGCAGAAAACAGCAAGUUUCGCAGAGAAUUGGGUAGGCUUACUGAAGAUAUAGCAGAGUUUAUUGGACCUUUAAUCGAUGAAUCUGCAAUCGUUUUUGAGAAUAAAUUAUUUUUUGUUGAGGGUGAAAGGCUAAGCACUGGAGAUACUUUUGUUAUACGAUCUGAUUGUUUCAUCUCCCAGCAAAUCUUUGAAGUAGAAAAAGGAGCUGACAAUCUGAAUGAUGAGUUUGAUUUGGAACAGUUAAAAGUAAUGAAACAUGCUGGUGGUAAUGUUGAAGCAGGUACACGUUUAAAGAGUGCGGUAUUGAAGCUUUUUCAAAAACUAGGACUUAAGUCCUUGAAAGAAAAAGACAGAGAGCAAAAGAAAAUUGAUUCUUUACAAAAAUGUGAUAGUGAUGAUGAAUCUGAAUUUCAGGAGCUACACAAAAAUGCGCAGCUCGAAGAGCUCAGUGGUUCAAAUGACCCUGAUCAGGAGAAUGAUAAUGCAUAUGAUAAUGGGAACAAUAGAGAUGACUCGGCUAAUGACGCUAGACUUACGUUGAACCAAGUGAAAGAUUUAUACAGGAGUACAGAAGUGAAUGAUUUGCAUCAAUCUCUUCCUGAAAGUACCCCAAACAACUUUAAAAUCGACUUGAGACCAUAUCAGAGACAAGGUUUGAGCUGGAUGCUAUAUCGUGAAAAGGAAUAUGACCUGAUUGGGAUCAAUAAUACAAUUUACACGGAUGGCGAAAGGAGUUUUAUGGUCGAACAGCUUAAAUCUCUAGAAAAUUCAUUGAAUCCUUUGUGGAAAGAAUAUCAGUGGCCAAAGCCACCAGCUAGAUUGCAGCAUUUGGAAUCCCAACCUAAUUUUCCUGACGAGUUUUAUUUAAAUCUUUACAAAGGAUCGUGCUCUCUCACAAGACCUUUGUUAAAGUCUACAUGUAAAGGUGGCAUUUUAGCAGAUGAAAUGGGUCUAGGUAAAACAAUCACAACCCUUUCUUUGAUUUUAUCUUAUCCUAAAGAUGUAAUAUAUGAUUCAUUACCAUUAGACGACAUUAAUAGACGCAAGGACUUUGCUUUCGGUACAACAUUGAUUGUCGUGCCUAUGGCAUUAUUGACCCAAUGGGAAAGAGAAUUCAUGAAAGUAAUUGAAGAUCAAAAAAUACAUCGAUGUUUUAUUUAUUACGGUUCAGAUUCCCUUGGAAACCUAAAGCAGCUACUAUGUAGCAAAGACGCACCAACUAUUGUCCUAACUACCUAUGGUAUGAUUCAGUCUGAAUGGUCUAGGUUCAGUAAGUCAGAGGUUUCUUCUAAAAACUAUGGAUUGUUUUCUAUUAAAUUUCUUAGAAUAAUCUUGGACGAAGGGCACAACAUUAGAAAUAGGACCACCAAAACGGCAAAAGCAGUAUAUAAUCUAAGGUCAGAUAGAAGGUGGAUAUUAACUGGUACUCCUAUUAUAAACAGGUUGGAAGAUUUAUUUUCAUUAGUGCACUUCCUAGAUUUGAAACCCUGGAGUUAUCAUGCUUUGUGGAAGCAGUGUAUCUCGUUACCUUUUGACACGGGAAAAGAAGUGGAUGUUGCUGUUGAGUUACUAAAGUCUAUCCUUGAUCCAAUCCUUCUACGCAGAACAAAGAGUCAAAAAGAUAAGGAUGGAAACUACUUGGUUGUUUUGCCUCCUAAAGAGGUAAACAUUGAAAGGUUAUCAUUCAACAAAAGAGAAAGAGCAAUAUAUGAGUGGCUUAAAGAGAAAGCUGUAAAUUCUUUCAACGAAAAUUUUAAGUCGGGAAUGAUCUUCAAAAAUUAUUCUUCUAUUUUGACCCAGUUGUUAAGACUGAGGCAAGUCUGCUGUCAUAUUGACUUGAUUAAAACAGGUGAAUCUGAGGCAAUGGAUGAUCCGGCAAGCUCUCUUGCUGUUGAUAAGCAACCAAAACUCUCUACAAAAGCUGAUGAUGAAAUUCUUUCACUGGUGGAAAUGAUUGAGACCAAUGAAAAGCAACAAAAGCUACCUAUUGAAAAGAUCAAAGAGCUGAAAGAGGAAAUUUACAAACUAUAUCCAACCUUCGAAGACACAGAGUGUUCGAUAUGCACAGAAAUGGUUAAUAUUGAUACUUGUAUAAUAACAGAUUGUAAACACUGCUUCUGUUUAAGUUGCCUGACAGAACACUUUGAAUUUCAACUGAAACACCCAAAAGACAAUGAAGAAGCUAACGCUGAGGAGAUAGAUACUGGUGCCGAUGAUAACCAGUUUCUGAAAGCAGAGGAAGUGUUUUGUCCCAUGUGUCGGACACCAAUCAACAGAAAUCGACUUUUCAGAACUGUUGGUAAAAAGAAACCAACUGCCGUAGAUAUGGUCAACUUAGACGUGAAUGAUUCACUACUGACUCAGAAAACAAGUUUAGGCUCUUCAGCAUCAAGGGACUAUUUUGUCAGACCCUUCACUCCAAAUGAGCAGUCUUCUAAAAUAAAUGCACUUCUAAUUCAUCUUGAGCAGAUUAAACAAGAAUCUCCCGGAGAGCAUAUUAUCGUAUUUUCCCAGUUUACAAGCUUUUUGGAUAUUAUAGGCAAUGAGUUAGAAAAGUAUACAGAAGAGUUUAAAGUCCUUAAAUUUGAUGGCAGAUUAAAUCUGGAACAAAGGCAACAUGUAUUAAAUGAGUUUGAUAAGACUCUACCUGAUGGAGAAGAGAAAGUGUGCAUUUUAUUGUUAAGUUUGAAAGCUGGUGGUGUUGGCUUAAACUUGACUAUCGCCUCAAAAGCUUUUCUAAUGGAUCCGCAUUGGAACAACGCUAUUGAAUUCCAGGCUAUCGAUCGACUUCAUCGAGUGGGACAGUCUAAAAGUGUGAAAGUGAUCAGAUUUAUAAUGGAAGGGAGCAUCGAAGAAAGAAUGUUAGGAAUUCAGGAAAGAAAGAACCAACUAGGCGAAGCAUUGACAAUUUCCGACGAAGAAAGAAGAAAAAGAAAGCUCGAAGAGUUGCAAAGUUUGUUCAAAGAAUAAAAGGUUGUAAUCAGUAAAAAAUGAAACAGUUUGGAUCCAUUAUCGUACUAUUGGAAAUUUUGUUUUCCAUUAUCCACUUUUUGAUUUUUAGCUUGUCAAUAUAAACUCUGUAUUUUUCAUCCUGCACAAAAAUGUAGUGAUCACUGUAUUUGUACUUUUCUAAAUAGUAAUCCAUUUUCGCAUUUUUCAUUCCAUUAUCAGAUAAAACAUUAAGAAAUGAAAAGGCAAACAAGAUGUCCUCGGUCCUAAAUCCUGUUGU
This is a messenger RNA of Pichia membranifaciens NRRL Y-2026, 3950 nucleotides long. RefSeq lists its product as hypothetical. The transcript has a single exon. The coding region runs from base 8 to 3691 and encodes 1227 amino acids. NCBI's taxonomy places the organism in Eukaryota, Fungi, Ascomycota, Pichiomycetes, Pichiales, Pichiaceae. Gene Ontology annotation, molecular function: ATP binding; ATP-dependent chromatin remodeler activity. The record is from RefSeq and is a predicted model, not a curated record.